UUUUUGCACAGAAAAUAAACGCCAUGCUUUUCAAACAGAACUAGAAUAGAAUACAGAGCGUGGUAUCUGUUAAAAUAAAAGCUUAACUAAAAAAUGAUAUUUACUUUUGUUCUCAUGUUUGCGUCACUUUUUGAUAUCUUUCCAUUGAUUGAUGCGAACGAAACACGAAAUGGGGUGACCGAAGAAAGAAUCUUAUUCGAAAGACUUAACAACUCCCUGCCGAAAUACUCCCCGCCUCAAGACAUGCGUAACAAAACAGUUCAUAUUUACGUCGACCUGUAUCAAAUAUCCGAUGUUGACGAACGAGAGGGCGCUCUGACUGCGAAAAUGUGGUUGUAUUACUAUUACUACUCAAAUUCGGCCAUGUGGAACAGUUCUGAAUAUAACGUUUCAGAACUAUUUGUACCACCUGGAACUUUCUGGUCAGGUGAUAUCGUGGCUCUGGAUGCCCUUAAGGUCAUACACGAAGCCUUUCAUCGACAGUUUGUAAAUGGUCAGCUUGGUUUGGUCGCGUUCUACUCCUCAUUGGCCACGAUUAAGUUUUCUUGUUCCUUUGAUGUUGCAAAUUUCCCUUUCGACCGACAUGCUUGCAACAUCAGAUUCGGGCCGUGGGUCAGCGAAAAAUUCGACUAUACGUUUGGACCUGAUGUGGGUUUUCUCAGAGAAACUGCGGAUCUACAGUACUACAGGGAACACGAUGAGUGGCAAUUGCAGAGACCCGUUAACUUUUACUUCACAGAAAGGAACUUCAAAGAUAUGAGGUUCGAGCAAAUGACAGUGGAGAUCAAAAUCAACCGACGGCAUUUGUUUUAUUUUGUGAUUUUCAUGCUGCCCAAUAUUCUCUUAUACAUUCUGUCGGCUCUCGUGUUUUUCAUCCCAAUCGAGUCGGGCGAGAAGAUAUCUUUUUCAAUCACUAUUCUGCUGGCCUUUGUCGUUUCAUUUGGAACUAUUGCUGAUCUUCUGCCAGCCAGCUCUCUGAAUUUCCCAAUCAUCGCUUCCCUACUGGGCGCUGCUGUCACUCAAAUGACCCUGGACACAAUCUUAGUUGCAAUUGUUGUCAACAUUCACUAUAUCGGUGGGCGGUUCAAGAUGGGUAUCAAGUUGCGUCGUUUUAUUUCAUGUAGAGGCACAUUUAUCUUUGGAUUGAAACCAUGCCCUAUCGAAAAAGCGUUUCCGAGUACUGAGCAAGACAGAAAAACAAACAGCAGAGUUCCAAAUUUGGAUACGCAGGAUGGAGCUGAAGGCUCAAACUUGGACACUGAAUGUCUUGAAACUUCAGGCCAGCCCUCCACCGACGAUUUUCAAAGAAACCUGGAUGAUAAGAAAACCAACUUUAAAGUUUUGGCCAGAUCAGCUGACGAAAUGACCCCAGGAAACUACGCAGAUGAUGAACAUGAUAUGACAUUUUUGUGGCAAUAUUUAGCCACAAUUAUGGACCGGUUUUUCUUGUAUGUCCAUAUCAUAGUAUCCAUUGUCAUUUUUGCUGUGUUCAACUCAUGCUUGUAAAUAUCUGUGAAUAUUUUGAUUGCCUCAAAGAGAUUAGUUA
Molecule: messenger RNA, 1546 nt
Organism: Symsagittifera roscoffensis
Lineage: Eukaryota; Metazoa; Xenacoelomorpha; Acoela; Convolutidae
Product: neuronal acetylcholine receptor subunit alpha-9-like
Exons: 5
Coding region: 94-1506 (470 amino acids)
Biological process (GO): regulation of membrane potential; signal transduction; nervous system process
Cellular component (GO): plasma membrane; synapse; neuron projection
Molecular function (GO): transmitter-gated monoatomic ion channel activity involved in regulation of postsynaptic membrane potential; excitatory extracellular ligand-gated monoatomic ion channel activity; transmembrane signaling receptor activity
Source: RefSeq, a predicted model, not a curated record